UACAAGUUGACGUUGACAGUCUGGAGGACACUUCCUGAUGCUGGUACCCAGGUCUAGCUAGGCUAGCUAACAGAAUUGAUUUUCACGGUUUGGGGAAACCUGUGAAAUACAGCGUGGUCACGUCGUCUGAUUCAGUGGUGGGAGCAGAAGAGGUCGGACGACACCAUGAACGGCCAGCUGGACCUGAGCGGGAAGCUGAUCAUCAAAGCCCAGCUGGGCGAUGACAUCCGACGCAUCCCUAUCCAUAAUGAAGACAUAACUUAUGAUGAGCUGGUGCUGAUGAUGCAACGCGUCUUUCGGGGAAAGCUGCAGAGUAACGAUGAAGUUACCAUCAAAUAUAAGGAUGAAGAUGAUGACCUAAUCACCAUAUUUGACAGCUCUGACCUCUCCUUUGCAAUCCAGUGCAGUAGGAUACUCAAACUGACUUUAUUUGUGAACGGUCAGCCUCGGCCUUUGGAAUCAAGUCAGGUGAAGUAUCUUCGAAGGGAGCUCAUUGAGCUCAGGAAUAAAGUCAACACCCUCCUGGACAGUUUGGAGCCUCCAGCAGAGCCCGGUCUAUCUGCUACAGCACCAGACAGUGAAUCAGUGGACGGGCGUGAAGGCAAAGUGGUGGCAGCAGACCCCUCCAUGAAACAAGCCACCCCAGUCAGUGCAGCCAGUAUGUCAGCCUUCGACCCAUUAAAAAACCAGGACGAGGUCAACAAGAAUGUCAUCUCCGCUUUUGGCCUGAGUGAGGACCAGGCCCCAGCUCCCCCACCAGCUGCACCAGAGGAACGCUCAGGAACACCUGACAGCAUCGCUUCCUCUUCAUCUGCAGCCCCACAGCCAGGAGUGCCCCCCCAGACACAGGCCCCUUACCCUGGAGUACAGCAGGGACCCCCAGCUGGCAUGGAUGGCCAGGUGUACCAGCAGUACCAGGCGCCAGGUGGGUACCCACCUCAGCAGCCAGGUGCCCCACCGCAGCAGCAGUACGGUAUGCAGUACCCUGCAGGAUACAGCCCUCAGCCUGGAGCCCCUCAACCUGGCCCACCACAGCCUCAGCAGCAGCAGUUUCAGAACUACGCACCUCCCUCCUCCCAGGCUCCUGUCCCUGGUCCAGCCCCUGCCCCAGCUUUCCAGGGGGGCCAGCAGCAGCCCCAUCCGCCUCAGGGAGCCCAGCAGUAUCCACCAGGAGCCUUCCCUUCCCAAAACUAUACCUCCCAGGCCUCACAGCCUGCCAACUACAGCCUGCCGCCCAACUCCCAGCCUGGCUCAGGGUACCAGUCUCGCCCCGGAUACACCCCGCCUCCAGGCAACACCGUCACCCCUCCACCCGGAGCUGCUAACCCAUACGCCCGCAACCGCCCCCCGUACGGCCAGGGCUACACUCAGCCUGGCCCUGGAUACCGGUAAAAGAGGAUAGGGGAUGUUUCCGAUCCUCACACACCCCCAAGUCCUCCCCCUCUAUGUGGCUCCAACUGUUGGGAGUGGGUGCAGGAUACAAGGUCUACUGCUCUGCACCCCCCUCGCCCUCCCCACUCAUUCAUAUAUCAAGCCCAAAUAAGAAACAAGCAACCCUUCCAGUCUGAUGGUUAGUGUUCGUAUGCUGUCUCAACAUGCCACUCUGUUCUGGCCCUGGUGUAUGUUCCUUCUGUUUUUUCUGAUGAUUAAUUUCCACUGUCUUCUCUACCCUCUUGUAACUGUCACAGUAAAAAUGUAACCAGUCUGUAUGCACACACCUGGGAGACCAAAACAGGCUGUUGCACAAAUAUUUUUCAUUUCCCCAUGGUAACACUUCAUUUUGUGAGCAAGAUCCGCAUCUGCAGUGAAUAACAUCUCCACAGUCAUGAUGGAUAAAACGUCCAUAGAUGCAUUAAUUAGACACCAAAAUGAAAUGUUACACCUUUAGCUUUUUGUUGUUGUUUCUAUUUACUUCUUUUGAUCAAUUUUAUCACCAUGUCGGUAUUAAUGAUGUAUCAAUCGAUCUGCCCCAUGUUGGGAACACUAAGUGAUGGCUCAUGGGAAAUGUAGUUCCCAGUGUCAAGAAGGAUUCCUUUGUUUAGUUAAAUCACCUCCAGUAAGGCUUGCUAUUGUUCUCUUUAUCUUAUCACUGGUUUUUACUAAUAUAUCAAAUCAAAUUCCACCUUGAAGUGAGAUUAGUUGUUUAUGUAUAAACUGUAACAUUUUUCUGGAACCUAAUAAAUAAUCGAGACCCA
Molecule: messenger RNA, 2195 nt
Organism: Sphaeramia orbicularis (orbiculate cardinalfish)
Lineage: Eukaryota; Metazoa; Chordata; Actinopteri; Kurtiformes; Apogonidae
Gene: tfg
Product: trafficking from ER to golgi regulator
Exons: 8
Coding region: 166-1392 (408 amino acids)
Biological process (GO): COPII vesicle coat assembly; endoplasmic reticulum to Golgi vesicle-mediated transport
Cellular component (GO): endoplasmic reticulum exit site
Molecular function (GO): identical protein binding
Source: RefSeq, a predicted model, not a curated record